GAAAAUAUACAAAGAUACAGAAUAUAAAUACUUAUUCCUAUCCACCCCUCCAUUAUAUUUUUUUUCCCUUGUAGAUCAUUAAAGAGCGCAAUAAUUUUUUCUAGAAUAGACUGGACCCCUUAGUUUUUUGUAUGUAUGUGAUAGAAAUUGCACGAUGUAAAAAUAAAUAAAUAUAUAUCCAUUGACACACCUACAAAAAUUCCCUCUGUCGAAAUCCUCUCCUUUUUCAUUAGUGCUAUCUUUGUCAUGGUAUAUCUUCCGCGUAUAUUGUGUGUUCCCGUCAAAAAUAACAAAUGUCACUCUUGUGCGCACAUAAGAAUAUCAUCCCACGAUAAAGAAUCUAAAAUAGAGUCUCUAUCUACGGAAUCUAAAAGGAAGAAAAGACAAGUUGACACCCUAGGAGGUUCACUUGUUCCAUCGAAAAGAUUUUUCCCUUUAAAAGAUAGAAAAUACAAAAUGUACAACAGGAAUAUUUCGUCCAAUAUUGUGGAAAUUUUGACUAACCCUUCAAUUAUAAAUUCCAUAGGAAAACUCGCUCCAUUCACAGAUGAUGUUAGUUUUAGUAAAAUCCCAAUAAUUGCUCAUGUAUCCAUUGAUUCCCUUCCUGAAUAUAACAGAUCUUUAUUAUUUUUUAAUAAGAACGGCGGAGUGGAUGAUAUCGAAAUAAACAAUUCUGUGAAAUUAAUGGCAGCAUCCUAGAAUGCCAAAAAGUUGCCUAAAUAUAAUUAUAGAAAUAUUGCCGUGAUAUUUUUACUCACAAUUAUAAAGAGUUUAGUAUAUAAUAUGAAAUAAAUUAAAUAUUUCAGUUUAUUAUAAUUUUUUUUUAAAUUAUAAAUAUAUUUUUUUCCCACAUAAAUAAAUAAUGUAAAUCAUAUGUUUUUGAUAUUAAAUCUUUUUUUAACCUUCUAUAACUUUAAUUAA
Molecule: messenger RNA, 921 nt
Organism: Gordionus sp. m RMFG-2023
Lineage: Eukaryota; Metazoa; Nematomorpha; Gordioida; Chordodea; Parachordodidae
Exons: 6
Coding region: 247-699 (150 amino acids)
Source: RefSeq, a predicted model, not a curated record